GAACCAGCAGCGGAUAUCGUCCAAGAUGCACCCUCUGCUCGCCGGACGCGUUCUCAGCGAAACAGCCAAUCCACCUCCAAUUCUUCCUCUGCGGCGCAGUCAGAACGACAGCCCCAAACUUACGGCUACCACCAGACAUUCCACACCCACCAGCAACCAACAGCCAGCUCGCCUGCUCCCACCUAUGCGUCUGCCAUUGGCUCGCAGGCUAUUGCCAGGAUCUAUGCCGUUGAAAGGACAAUAGCGAACGCACCCAGAGACAUCCUUCCCUUGUACACGUGUUCUGUGGAGAUUGAAGGGUCAUUGGGUCUAAAGCAUGAGAUGGCCACGCCCUUCCAGUGGGCCAGCAAUCGACAUUGGAGCGACGUUUACGUAGCCCUGCGUGGCACCCAGCUCAACAUAUACCGCAUCAAGAAUCCCGGCUUCCUCAGCAAGAACCGCACGCCAUGUUCUGGCAAAAUCAUCAAAACUUAUUCUCUCCAACACGCCGAAAUUGGUAUAGCAGCAGACUUCAAGAAAACGCGCCUGGUACCGAAAUCGCCCUUUGCCCACUUAGUCCCUGCUUCUGCUCGUCAGAAGGUCUACGAGACAGACCCGCAUCUCUUCGAGCCAGUCCGCGAGUUUGUCUUGCGGUUAAGGGUUGAGACAGAGCAGAUUCUCCUGUGCUGUCCCAGCCAGCCUGCGCUGUUGGACUGGGUGGAAAGCCUUUGUGCUGCCGUUGACAUCGCCCCGCCAAUUGACGACCGAAGUGAGCCUCGAUAUCGCAGCUUGCCUCGACGGAGUAGGAGGCAGAGACAGCUCGAUGGCACUCGUUUACCGGGAAAUCUGGACCAGAUCGGCACCGUGGCUGCUGGACGACGACUUCUGGAAGAGCAGGCACGAAUCAUUGCAACCCUGUAUCCAAAUCUCGCCAACAAUGCCAUCCCUGCCAUCGAAGCAACCGUCCCCGAACAACCACUCGAAACACCUGCCACCCAUGAUUCACAUGAGAGCGAGCUGGCACACGUCAAUUCGGACCCAGAAGCGGACGACCUGGACCCUGCAGAUUUCCAAUUCGCGUCUCGUCGGCCACAGAGCUCUGCUGCAAUUCACUCCGGCACAGAAAAUAACGCGCCAGAGUCAACGACAGGAUCCAAUGAGUUGACUGAGCAGAUCACGAGGACAUCAACUGGGUCGAGUAUCACUACCACGGACCCAAAAGCUGCCCCCAGACAAGCCAGCCCCGGGUCCAACCUCCGCUACCGCCGCCGUUGCGCACCUAUCCUACUCGCUUCAUCACCUAGAGCUAGCGACGUUGUAUUCAGUGCCGGCAAACGCAUGCGUAUCUACUUAAAAGACAAGGAGUGUAUGUUGAUAGACUACGAGUCUCAAGCUCCCCGCUACGACGCCCACGCCUUCCCUCGU
Molecule: messenger RNA, 1404 nt
Organism: Mytilinidion resinicola
Lineage: Eukaryota; Fungi; Ascomycota; Dothideomycetes; Mytilinidiales; Mytilinidiaceae
Exons: 1
Source: RefSeq, a predicted model, not a curated record